UCUUUGAUCACUACCCAGUCACCGGGCUUGAAGUGGUGUUGUGGCGCAUCAGCUGGCGUCUGCAGUACGGCUUUCACCUGAGAGUGGAUAGCUGAAAGGGAGACUGAAAGACUUAUACAGUAGUUCAACAAAAGAUAAAGCAUUUAAAAAUUCAAACCAGCAACCACACUUUCCUCGGUCACAUACUUCAGGAUACUUGCUGCAGAGCUGGCCUUCUAGGAAAGAGUUGGCAUUCCCAUGAGCAAUGGAGGAAAUCUAUGCCAAUAUUGACGUUGUCCGAACCCUAAGCUCAAAAUCAUCAACAAUACAAGAAGGUCCCAGGAGAUUUUUCAGAGCGUCUGUUCUCGGUCUGGGGCUGCUGAGUGUUUUCCUGCUGGCUGGACUCAUCGUCCUCGCUGUCCACUACCACGACGUGACUGAAGAGAGAGACCGACUGAAGGCCAGCCUCACCGAAAAGACCAGUGAGGUGCUCAGGCUUCAGUGUUUGAUGGACAAGAGACCUAUACCAACUCCACCUCCACCAAAUCCUCCAGUGAGGCUGGUCGGAUCCACCAACUCCUGCUCCGGCAGAGUGGAGAUCUUUCACAACGGCGCGUGGGGAACAGUGUGUGACGACAAUUGGGAUCUGAACGAUGCUCAUGUGGUUUGUGGACAGCUGGAUUGUGGCCGAGCUGUAGAAGCAAAACAAGGGUCACAUUUUGGACAGGGAACUGGAUCCAUUUUGUUAGACGAUCUUCAGUGUUCAGGGAACGAGAUAUCACUUUAGGACUGUGUUCAUUUGGGAAUAGGAUCCCACAACUGUGCUCACAGUGAAGAUGCUGGUGUCAUUUGUGAAGCACUGUAGAAGAAGGACAUAUCGCUCCGUUGAAAACCAAGAUCAGCUCCAUCCCGUCACCAUUGGACCAAUCACGUUUGAGUAAAAUAUAGUUUGGUAACGUGGAAGAUAUAAACUGAAGUUACAUUUCCUUUUUCCUUUUCAUUUUGGACCUUAGGGGAUAAUUAUAAAAUGUUAAUUGAGUGAGCCGAUAGCCACGAUUUGAUUAUGUAUUAAUCACCGAUGUAUGAUUUAAAUCUUAUUUAAUCGAACGUAGAAGUAGUAUUACUAAUUAUAUAAUCAAUAGAUGUAACCCCUGAUUUUGAUUUAUUCAUUUGUUCAUAGAGGAUAAUCUUUGUACCAUGACUAGCCGUCUGUCUUUCUGCUCGUAAUGUGUUUCCUGCCAAAUCAUUUUAAGACUUUUGCAGUUUUACAACAAUAUAAUCUUUUUACUUCGAUCACCAGUGUGUAUGUGAUAUAAUAAAUGUAUUCUAAUGACCUGAGUGUUAAGGUAACUCAUCUACGACACACCCUCUGAUGUCCUACCUGUCACUGCAUUGUGUAGGCUAUGAUUAAAGAUGGUUCUGU
Molecule: messenger RNA, 1402 nt
Organism: Trematomus bernacchii (emerald rockcod)
Lineage: Eukaryota; Metazoa; Chordata; Actinopteri; Perciformes; Nototheniidae
Product: scavenger receptor cysteine-rich domain-containing group B protein-like
Exons: 6
Coding region: 245-766 (173 amino acids)
Cellular component (GO): membrane
Source: RefSeq, a predicted model, not a curated record